GGUGUGCUUGUUGGUGGCUAGCUUAGCAGCGAAAACAGAUCACAUAUGUUUUCUUCGUCAAUUUAAGCACGUGUGAGGGGAGUCUGCAGUGCAGAUUAUGAUUUAUUUCUUUCACCAAAAUGACACCCAUUUCCAAAUAUUCACCCAAAGAUUCAAAAUUUUGUAAUAAAAUUUUCAAUACCCUUCAAGGGUUUUGCAUUGUUUUUCAUUCUUCACAAAACCCUUCAACCAUAAUUUCCGAAAAUCGUUCGAAAACGGCCACUAUGAUAUCUCAGUUAGGCCGCGUACAUCUGAGUCAAAAAUGAAGAAACUUAAAACCUCAUCUGGUUACUGGAAUACCUUUCAACCAUGAGGUGAAGUCAGUCUUCCUUGCAAUCCCCAACUUUCUCUUUAUAAGCUAGAGGCCUUUUGUAUCGACAGAGCAAAUAAAAUUUUUGCAGUCUCGUGUAUCUCGGGACCCUACCGGCCGAACCUCGAAAUUUCCGCUUCUGAGAAAAGGCGAGCUCCAAUCUCUCCAACUUCGCAGCCUUCCGAUCUAGGGGUUUUCAAGUUUCUAGCGGUUGAGUCCAAUCACCAUCAGUUCACUCGCUUCAAUGGCGGAUGGUACAAUGUUUUCAUUCAGACAAUUCCAUAUUAGGCAGUAUUUUGCAUACUAUAAAGAAGAGAAUCCUGAAAAGUGCUUGCUCUUUAAUUUCAACAAUGAAGGUGCUCAAGCUUCUGAAAGAACUCAAGCUAUUGAAGGUAUCCAAGCUCCUGAAGAUAUUCAAGCUUCUGAAGACACUGAGCCUUUCGAGACCAGUGAAGCAAAAAGGCGGAGAAAGGGAAAAGCAGUUGUCGAAUACGAGGAUCCUGCAGCCAUCAGAAUGGGAACUUCAGUGCAAUACGUGAUCAUAUCUGACAGUGAAACUGCAGCAGAUAUUGAACCUGAAGAUCCUAGGGGAAAUGAGACGGGGGUUGAUAUUGAUAAAGUAAUUGAACUUAAAACUGCAAUGCAUUACGAGACCAUAUCUAAUAGUGAAACUGCUACAGAUUCUGAACCUGAAGUUUCCAAGGGAAAUGAGACUGGAGGUGAAACUGAUAAAGAGAUCGUGCUCAUGGAUCUGGAUAGUGACCAUGAGUCUGAUGACAAAUCUUGGGACUGGCUGAGAAAACGUAAGGCUAACAAGAAGCAGAUGGCACUUCAAGCCAAAAAACUACGCUUCGAUGAUGCAGAUGCGUUCAACUGUGAAUUUUCCGGCUUGCAUGCUGAAUUACUUAACGACUUUGACAAGGCUCUUAAUUUGGGUGAUGAGGAGAUGUCAGGGGGCAGGAGGAAAGGGUUUGAAUCAGGUAGCAGGCCAGGUUGCUGUAGGCCAUCCGGCUCAGGGUUUGUGAUGGAUCGAACUGGUGGAGCAAAGGACCAAGAGGCACUUAAAACCCAAGUGCCGAGGCGACUUGUUAUGACCAAACCAUUAAGCCGUAUACUUGAAGGCUUGAAGUCAGAGUUUGCUAACAAAAACUUAGUGAAGUCUCGCCAUAUGUCUGAUAGGAUAGAGGCGGGUAAGUGUAUAGGGUCUGGUGUGUGUGGCGGGGUAGAUGAAUGCGAACCAUCUGGUUCAGAGACCAUGGUGGCUCAAGCUGGUGAUGCAUGUGUGGGUCUUGCAUUAGCACAGGGUAAGCCAUUGGACCAUGAGGUCCUGAAUUGCAUGUUGAACAUGAAUCCUUCUGAAUUUUGCACGGAAAGUGCUAGAAAUUUCAGAAGAAUAAUAUAGAUUCUUCUGAGAUGAGCAUGGAGACACCUUUUUAUAUAGAUUCUUUCGACAAAUAUAUAUGCUCUGAUCAGAAUAAUGAUAAUGUAUGAUGAGUUUAGUGGGAUAUGUUUCUUUCUUA
This is a messenger RNA of Erigeron canadensis, 1869 nucleotides long. RefSeq lists its product as uncharacterized. Bases 594 to 1751 code for a protein of 385 amino acids. NCBI's taxonomy places the organism in Eukaryota, Viridiplantae, Streptophyta, Magnoliopsida, Asterales, Asteraceae. The record is from RefSeq and is a predicted model, not a curated record. The transcript has 10 exons.